Molecule: messenger RNA, 1195 nt
Organism: Saprolegnia diclina VS20
Lineage: Eukaryota; Oomycota; Saprolegniomycetes; Saprolegniales; Saprolegniaceae
Exons: 1
Coding region: 62-1132 (356 amino acids)
Molecular function (GO): protein binding
Source: RefSeq, a predicted model, not a curated record
GUCGGCCUUCACACUUGUUCCUUUUAUCAGCAAUCAUCUGGUCGCUGACUUUCUUGGUCAAAUGGCCGAGGCAGCGUUGCGGUGCCUGGAACUACUACAGCUCGUCUUCGCCUACCAAGAUGGCUUGAGCUAUGACGUGCUCCCUCUCGUGCGUCUGCUCUACGCCAUCCUCCCCGACCAGGCCCGCGAUCGCAUGGCGUUUGCUGCAUUUGACGCGCGCUUUCGCACCUGGUUCGACUCGGCCGGGCAUGACGGCUUGCCUCGUCUGUGCCAGUGUCGAGUACCUGGGCGCCUCUUCCAGUAUGCGCUCGUAUACGGCCACCUGCCACUGAUUGCAUAUCUCCAUACAUCGCGCCGCGUUCAAGUCAACCGGACGCACUGGAGCCUUGCCGCCAAGUACGAGCAGCUCCCCGUGCUCGCCUACUUCUUUGCGAAGCACUGCGACGGGUUCCACCCUGAUAUGAUGGCGCGCGCCGCGUACCGUGGUCAUUACUCGGUCGUGCGCUUCCUGCACGAGGCUGGUGUCCGCGGCAACAGUGCCGGCGCGCUCAUCUGGGCCUGCGAGCAAGGGCACUUGGCCAUCGCCGAGUACUUGCACAUGCACGGCCUUGGUGUCUGGGACCCUGGCGCGGUCGCUCGCAUCACGCGCAGCGGUCAUCUGCACAUCCUCUCGUUCCUUCGGACGCACGACUACGCCGGGUUUUCGCCCAUCGUGUUUGAUAUUGCAGCGAGCCAAGGCAGCUUGGACCUUCUGGGAUUCUUUAUCGAAACAAACGUACCGGGCCUCGGGCCGCGGACGCUCGAGACCGCAGCGCGCUUCGGCCACGCUAAAGCCGUAAGCUUCCUAUUGGCGCAUGUACCAACAACGAGCGUCGACACCGCCUGCUUGCUCGCUGCACAACACGGGCACGAAGACGUCGUGCGUCUUCUAGGCGACCGCCUGACCGACGACUGCGUCCAGCGAGCAGUGGCCUUGGCCAUGGAGCAUGGACACGUGCGUGUGCUUACGUACCUCUGGACCCUUCGACCGCACGUCGCCGACACCUCUGCCGCUAUGGUCGCAGGCACCAAGCGCCAGCACCCCGCGAUCGUCGAGUACCUUCAGCAGCGCAAGCGUUGGCGUCGACCGUGACAGCAUCAUCACCACUAACCACUAAUAGAGAACGAUUCUAUUAUGUGUGCACCACGACAGUCG